Messenger RNA from Puccinia graminis f. sp. tritici CRL 75-36-700-3, 1006 nucleotides. RefSeq lists its product as uncharacterized. Bases 107 to 904 code for a protein of 265 amino acids. Lineage: Eukaryota; Fungi; Basidiomycota; Pucciniomycetes; Pucciniales; Pucciniaceae. The transcript is spliced from 4 exons. The record is from RefSeq and is a predicted model, not a curated record.
CGUGAGCGUGUUCCAGUAGAUAAUACCUCCAACACUCACCUGGACCGUCUGACAUCCUCGUUGAUUGUGAUCCAUUCUCUAGGAUAAUUCCUCGCGUUUUUUUGUUAUGAUGGUUGCCUGGCUGCUAUUCCUUUUAAUUGUUGGACAUGGCAUGCCGACUGAAUCCUCCAUGGAACUCGGCCAACUCCCACAAGUAUCACAAGCUGUAGAUACCGCUGGUGAUUCUAAGAUCUUUCAACACCAAUUAAAACGAUUCGAGGGAGAUUUACCUAAUGAAUCACCUCACAGUUCCGAGGUAGUCAUUAGAAUUGACGAUAAUGAGGGGGGCGGUAAGGCAGCCCCGGAAGAUUCAAGGCACACAGCCACUGACCUCGCAAGCUCUGACGAUUCCGACCAGAAAACCAGGUCCAUUGCUUUGACAGGAGCAGAUGGAUCUCGUGGGGAAAGCAGUCAAAGGAUUGAAUUGUGUCCAAUUUGUGCAGAAGAAUGGUCAAAACCCUAUCGCAAGUUACCUUGUAACCACCUCGUCCACAGAUGUGUUGGAUCAUGGUUAGAACAGAAUGGCACCUGUCCUAUCUGUCGAGCGCCAGUUUCUGAUGAAGGGAUGAAAGGAAGUGCUCCGAUUUCAAACAUGCCGGAAGCAGACCGUAACAUGUUAGUCUUCCCAGGUGCUCAACGGCCAGGCCAAGUCAAUAGAAUUAACUCUCAGGUUCAAGGGCAAGGUAAUAAACGGAGUCUUUGCUGUAAAUUGAGCAUAGUGUUGUAUUGCUUAUUGCUCAUCACGGGGAUAGUGAUGGUGAUUGUCGAAGAUUCAAUUCAUGGCCAUCUUGGUGGUGAUCCUCACAAAACUCUUCCCUGCCCACCUCCUCAGCUUUCGUAUUCCCCUCCUCCCUACCAUCCUUGAUUGAUAGCUGGACCUUCCUGUUUGCAGAGGUUCCAGAUAGAUUUUCUCCAGUUUUUUGUGUAAUAAAAUCUUGGGAUGAUUCACAUUGAACCCAGUCCUUGC